Exserohilum turcica Et28A is the source of this 537-nucleotide messenger RNA. RefSeq lists its product as uncharacterized. The record is from RefSeq and is a predicted model, not a curated record. The transcript has a single exon. NCBI's taxonomy places the organism in Eukaryota, Fungi, Ascomycota, Dothideomycetes, Pleosporales, Pleosporaceae. The coding region runs from base 1 to 537 and encodes 178 amino acids.
AUGACGCUCAAGCACAGCCAAGCGCGGGUGGGGCCUCAACGCUGGUUCCGCCAUGUCCAAACUUUGUGUGCCAUGGCCGCACCCAUGCCGCCCUCCUCUUCAUCACACAAGAGCAGCGCGAGCAGGCACCCAAUGCCUCGCCAAGCCCCGCACAUGGGAAUGGGAUGCGCCUUCCGGCCUGGCCCAAACGUCGCUCCCCUCCUCCCCCCCUCCCCCCGUGCCAUCCCGACCCCUGCAGUGGCUGCAAAACACCUGCGCUGCCUGCCCACCACCACCACCACCACCGCCGCCGCCGAUGUCCUCGUCCACCCCCACGAAACAUCAUGCGAAGCUAUACUUGUCCCUGCUUUGUCACACGUCGCCCUCAAUGCACACACCCGCCCACACACCCACACACCCACACAAACACCCCCAGCCAUGGCCCGCUGUCGCUGCAAAGGCUCCCCCCUCGACUGGCCAAUGUCGGCAUCCCGCCCGCCCAUGCAGCCUCCCCCCAAGGUCACGCCAAGUCAUGCGUCCUGUAUCCAGCCCAGUUGA